Antrostomus carolinensis (chuck-will's-widow) is the source of this 2556-nucleotide messenger RNA. RefSeq names its product RAB1A, member RAS oncogene family (gene RAB1A). The transcript is spliced from 6 exons. NCBI's taxonomy places the organism in Eukaryota, Metazoa, Chordata, Aves, Caprimulgiformes, Caprimulgidae. The record is from RefSeq and is a predicted model, not a curated record. Gene Ontology annotation, molecular function: GTPase activity; GTP binding.
AUGUAACUUAUCUCCCCUGAACAUGACUAUUUAUUCAAGCUACUUCUGAUUGGAGACUCCGGUGUUGGGAAAUCUUGCCUUCUACUUAGGUUUGCAGAUGACACGUACACAGAAAGUUACAUCAGCACGAUUGGUGUGGACUUCAAAAUCAGAACUAUAGAACUAGAUGGGAAAACAAUCAAGCUGCAGAUAUGGGACACGGCGGGACAGGAGAGGUUUCGGACUAUCACUUCCAGUUACUAUAGAGGUGCUCACGGCAUCAUAGUUGUGUAUGAUGUUACAGAUCAGGAGUCUUUCAAUAACGUAAAACAGUGGCUGCAGGAGAUAGACCGUUACGCCAGCGAAAACGUCAACAAGUUGUUGGUGGGGAACAAGUGUGAUCUGACCACAAAGAAAGUAGUAGACUAUACAACAGCAAAGGAAUUUGCAGAUUCUCUUGGAAUUCCAUUUUUGGAAACCAGUGCAAAGAACGCCACAAAUGUAGAACAGUCUUUCAUGACCAUGGCUGCCGAGAUUAAAAAACGAAUGGGGCCGGGAGCGACAGCUGGUGGUGCAGAGAAGUCCAAUGUUAAAAUUCAGAGCACUCCAGUCAAGCAGUCUAGUGGAGGUUGCUGCUAAAACUCCCCUCCCCCCUUGGUUUGUUUUUUUUUUUUUGUCUCACAACAAUGAAUUUGCAAUCUGAACCCAAGUGAAAAAAAAAAGAUAAAUAAAAAAUACAAAUUUGCCUGAAUUGUACUGUAUGUAGCUGCACUACAACAGAUUCUUACCGUCUCCACAAAGGUCAGAGAUUGUAAAUGGUCAAUACUGACUUUUUUUUUAUUCCCUUGACUCAAGACAGCUAACUUCAUUUUCAGAACUGUUUUAAACCUUUGUGUGCUGGUUUAUAAACGUGUAAUCCUUGUUGCUUUUCCUGAUACCAGACUGUUUCCUGUGGUGGGUUAGGAUGUAUUUUUGUUUUGAUGUUUCUCUUGGCAUGUUUAGAUGUCGGGUUUAGUCUUCUGAAGAUGAAGUUGAGCCAUUUUGUAUCAAACAGCACAACAGUGUCUGUCACUUUCCAUGCAUAAAAUUUAGUAAGAUAAAUGUAAGAUCUGAUUUGCUAGUUCCUUCUUGUAGAAUUAUAAAUGGAAAGAUCACACUAUCUGAUGAAUAGUUUCUUCAUACUCUGCAUAUAAUUUGUGGCUGCAGACUAUUGUAAUUUGUUGCACAAUAUGUAACAAAACUGAAGAAAUGUUUAAUAAAUAUUGUACUUAUUGGAAGUAAUAUCAAACCGGAUGGUGAUACAUAUUGUCUUAAUUUGUAUGGCUAAGGGGGAGAUCAGGCUCUGCAUUGUGCACCAAACAGCGGGGUGUGCAGCCAGGGCUCUCGGACCUCCGAGCAGCCCAGAGACCUUCCCUGCAACUCAAAACUAGUGACUAUGGCCCAAAAAAGCCUGAGUUGUGGGGGUGCUUAAGGCACAGCCGCUGUACCAGAACCACCCGGCCAAUGGUGAGGGAGGCACAGUGCACUCUGAAUGUACAACAGUUCCCAAACUUAGUCUUGGAACUUAAUUUCUUUCUCAAGGACUCUUAUUUAGGGAAUUCCUGUUUGCUUUGCCCAGCAGGGGAAGAGGAGGGUAUUUCCCUAACACCAACGGCUUCAACGUAACCUUGAGGUGGUGUCACUUUCUACCAGUAUAUUAUGUCUUUUCUAUAUACUGUUAAUUCCAUCCUCUUUAAUCAAUACUCUUCUGACUUAGUGCAACAGCUUAGUUCCUACUCUGUUACGGAAGGAUGAAAUGGGGACAGUGAGGCCCCACACCAGACUGUUGCUCCACGUAGGCGCUAUCAUCAUCUCCAACAAUUUGGAACUAACCAGCAGCCAAGAGGUUUUUUUGGACAGUGUGUGAUUCUUUGUACAGAGCUAAUCAAAUCAUUAGUGCCUGAUGUCUAGCUAAAAGCCACAGGAAAGCUAGCCUAUAACACUUCCUAUACGUGUAAAAUUGUUCAGCUUUAUCUAAACUCCAAUGUUCAGCCUCUUCUGUAAAUAGUCUCAUGUUUGAAAGACCAUGUAACAUUCCCCUAGUAGUAAAUAUACCCUGUGAUAGUAAAAAAACAAAAAUAAAAAUAAGUAUAGCCUAGGUAUGUUGUGAGGUAUAAACUAAAAUUGGUGCAAAUAUCCUCUGAUUUUUUUUUUUUGAGGGGGGGUGACUUUGGCUAACAGCUUUUCUUCAACAUAGUUGCAUCAAUCAACAGGCAAUUGUAAUACAUAAAGUAUUGUCAUGGUUAAGUUGAACUCUUCCACUUGAGACCUUCACAAAUAAAGUGAUGUGCUUUCUAUUAGAGAUGUGCUUGUUGGUAUAAUUCAUUCUAGACUGUGACUUGCUCCUCCCCGAGAGCAGGAGCAGUAGGAGUUAGUGAGCGCUGCUGAGCUCAGGAAGCGAAUGGGAAGGAGGUGUCUUGAGGGUAAAAAACAUUUUCCCUUCAGAGAAGUGCACAAAUGAACUUCAAUGUCAAGCUGCCUGCUACAUACUAUCCAAACCAUGUUAAUAUAUACAGUAAUAAAAGCAUUGCAAAACCA